Phytophthora nicotianae INRA-310 is the source of this 231-nucleotide messenger RNA. RefSeq lists its product as hypothetical. The transcript is spliced from 2 exons. NCBI's taxonomy places the organism in Eukaryota, Oomycota, Peronosporomycetes, Peronosporales, Peronosporaceae. The coding region runs from base 1 to 231 and encodes 76 amino acids. The record is from RefSeq and is a predicted model, not a curated record.
AUGCACAAGUCAGAAGAUCCGAUUAUCUGCCCAGUCGCUCCAUUAAAACACAUACUGCGUGCUCGAGAAGAAGUCGCAGACGAUAGUAUCUUCCUGUGCGGUGAGACUACCUCGGCGGACGUCGCAACCGCGCUCAAGGCAACAGCUACUAGUGCCGGAGUCUCAGCUGCCAAUUACUCAACACAUUCCAUCAGAAUCGGAGGCGCCACAGCGCUUCUUACAGCUAUAUGA